UGCCUGCCUAAAAUCCCAAAAUCCCAAUUUCUUCUUCAUAGUUCUAACAAACAAAUCCAUCCAAAAACACAGCGAAAUAGUCGCGGUAUCGCCAUGGAAGACGACCACCAACAACAGAAGAGAGAAGGCGACCUCUCGCUUCUUCCUCGGCAACCUUCCCAAACCACCACCACCACCAACGGUGGCGAUGGCGCGGGAGAGAAGAGAGUUCCGAAGCGGUUCGUGAAGAGCCAAAUCCCAGACUCCAUCCUUAACGACCCCGACCUCAACGCCGCCGUAGCCCUCCUUCCUCCCAACUACAACUUCGAAAUCCACAAAUGCGUCUGGCGCGUGCGCUCCACUUCCGCCUCGCGCGUCGCCCUCCAGCUCCCCGAGGGCCUCCUCAUGUACUCCCUCGCCCUCUCCGACAUCAUCUCCACCUUCGGCGGCGCCACCCACUGCUUCGUCCUCGGCGACGUAACCUACGGCGCUUGCUGCGUCGACGACCUCGCCGCCUCCGCCCUCUCCACCGACCUCCUCAUCCACUACGGCCACAGCUGCCUCGUCCCCGUCAACGUCACCGCCGUCCCCUGCCUCUACGUCUUCGUCGAUGUCUCCAUCGACGUCGAUCUCUUAAUCCGCACCGUCGAUCUCAACGUUCCCCGAUCCUCCAACGUCGUCCUCGCCGGAACUAUCCAGUUCGCCUCAGCGAUCCGAUCGGCCAAGCCGGACCUCGAACGCCGCGGAUUUACCAUCCUGAUCCCCCAAUCGAAGCCGUUAUCCGCCGGCGAAGUUCUCGGAUGCACCGCGCCGAAGGUCUCCUCCUCUUCCUUUCCGAAAUUCAACAAUGGCGGAAACGAGACCGAGACCGAGACGGUGGUGGUGUUCGUUGCCGACGGGAGAUUCCAUUUGGAAGCGAUGAUGAUCGCGAAUCCGGGAAUCAAAACCUUCCGGUACGAUCCUUACCUAGGGAAGCUGUUCUUGGAGGAGUACGAUCAGAGAGGGAUGAGAGAGUCGAGAAAAGACGCCAUCUUGAAAACGAAGGAGGCGAAGAAUUGGGGGAUCAUAUUGGGCACAUUGGGAAGGCAAGGGAAUCCGAGGAUUCUGGAGAGAUUGGAAAGGAAAAUGAGAGAGAAAGGCUUCUCUUACACCGUCGUUCUGAUGUCGGAGAUUAGUCCGGCGAGGAUCGGAUUGUUCGAGGACUCUGUGGAAGCUUGGAUCCAGAUUGCUUGCCCUAGGCUCUCCAUUGACUGGGGCGACGCGUUUAGGAAGCCGCUUCUGACGUCGUUCGAGGCCGAGAUUGCUUUAGGAUACAUUCCGGGAUGGUGGGAGAAGAAGGAUUCCGAUUGUUGUAACCGGAAAUGCUCGUCUUGCGGCUGCGGAAACGGAAUGUCGGAGUCGGAACGGGUUGGAGGAGAGUACCCCAUGGAUUACUAUGCUCAAGAUGGAGGGGAAUGGAAUUCAUCUUACGUGAAGAAGCCAUCACGCCCUGUUCGUCGUCUGGUCUAAUGGGUACAUGAAGAUACCCCCAUAAAGCAAAGUUCGGUGGAUAUCAGCAACCAUGCUGUAUUCAUUAUAUAACUAUAUAUCAGCACCAAGUAAAUGAAGAGAGCACAUAUUUGUUGUUAGGAAAGAUACCAAAAGCAAAGGUUGAAGAAACAACUGUUAGUCCCUUCUUUUCUUUCUUUUUUCAAUUUCACUUGAGGACUAAUUUCAUUAUGCAUUUUAAACUAUUCUUUUAUACAAUGAAAGAAUCAUAUAGAUCAUUAUGCAUUGGUGUUUUACUAUGCGUUCAGAAACUAGCAAGAGUUCUCUCAUUCCUUGAAUUAUUCAAUCUGAGUGCAAAUCCAAAUACUGAAUAUGUAAAUUUGACCUGAAAAAUCAACCCCAUAAAAUAUCUAUAAGAACAGGCAGUCUAUAAAUCGUAAACCUUCCGAUGUAUCUAAGGGACUUU
Morus notabilis is the source of this 1933-nucleotide messenger RNA. RefSeq names its product 2-(3-amino-3-carboxypropyl)histidine synthase subunit 1. The transcript has 2 exons. Gene Ontology annotation, biological process: protein histidyl modification to diphthamide. NCBI's taxonomy places the organism in Eukaryota, Viridiplantae, Streptophyta, Magnoliopsida, Rosales, Moraceae. Bases 94 to 1488 code for a protein of 464 amino acids. The record is from RefSeq and is a predicted model, not a curated record. Gene Ontology annotation, molecular function: 2-(3-amino-3-carboxypropyl)histidine synthase activity.